AGCUCGCUUGGAUCAGUCCGCGAGUAUCCGUCGUCCGAGUCGGUUCCCCCGCAGUCAGUGCAGAACAAGUGCUGUCCCCGGUGGUAGCCACGGCAACGCAACGCUUGCGAAGAAGAAGGCAAUCAAGGGAGACAGUCGAGGCAACAACGGUGAAUUUGAGAAGUGAAUUACUUACCGCAGCGGCAGGUGACAGUGAAAGAAGAAGUUUAGAUGUUUCAAGUGUAAUCAAUCGAAUGGCGUAGAAACGCCCACAGGAAAAAGUUAAGAAGUUCAAUAAUUCGUACCAGUGCUGCAGUGAAUGUAGAGAAUCGAAAAUCACAUUAAAGUUUAUCUAACGCACGUUAUGGUCCGCCUUUUUAUUAGUGUUGCAAGUUGAAUAAAGCGAAUCGACCAUGCCUUUGUAUUCGGAGCUGUAUUACAACUACAUCGGCAAUACGCCGGUCAUUCCGACUCCGCUUUCAUCGUCUAUACUGCCGUCCAGUAACUACACGGCUCCCAGCUAUGUUGGCGUAUCGCGGGGCUUUCAGAGCCCCAUCAUCGUGGGCCGAACACCGUCCUUUACACGGGGCUACGUGCCCAAGCUCACCCCGAUUACUGAGACUCCGCUCACUUCAGCCAGGGUAACGGCCUUGACGCGGGUCAACUCGUCCAAAUACCAUCCUCACACUUCACCGACCUAUCAGAAGCCACGACGUGUCAUCAACACUGCAGAUAUCGACGUCUCAGCCAGUCGCUAUGUGCGAGAUCACACCCCCAAACGCUUCCUUCCAUCAUCCCCAACCUCCUCCAUCUCCUCUCCCGAGCCCAACCACUCUCACACUUCCCCUACACCAACCCCCACCCCUUCAACAACCGCGUCCAUCAGCGCCCGCGAGCAAGAGCUCAUGGAACGCGUCGAACAGCGCCGGCAGCGGUCCACCAUCAACCGUAACCGGGCCGUCGUCCGGCUGAACACAAUCCGUGCACGGAGCAAGUCUCGCGGCAGUCGAGGUAGCUCCGAGCGCAAGACCCCUCAUCACUCACCAGAACCGGAACCGUCCUUCGAAGAAGACAUGCUGCUCUACAAGGAUCCCCAACCCAAGACCACCUCCUGGAGGGAUCAAUUCCGCGAUGAACUCUCGCUACGCCCCAAGAAAUCCGAACCCAUCAAAAGCCCUGGAGAACUUCUGCUGGAAAAGCAUCUGAUCCGCGAGGGCGAAGAAAAUCCCAUUCUUCUGGAACAGAUAAUCGUCAACUCCCCGGUCAUGAUGCGUCGCGGCACAAUCCGACGCAAGAGCGCUGUCAAAAUCCCAAGCUUCCACGAAAUCUGCGAAGACAUCAACUCGGACAAACUGGACGACGAUCUGAACGCCGGUGAACUCCGCCGUCGAGCCUCCCAGAUCAUCGAAGACGAAAUCGCCCAAUUCCAACAAGAGCUCCAGGAAUCCAACGGCCUCCUUGGCGACGACCUGGAAGACCGCAUCAAAGAAGCCCUCGAGCAGCAAAUAGUCGAAUCCGUUGUCGAAGUUCCAGAGAAAAAGAAACAGAAGAAGUUCAAGCGAACACGAACCAAACCGCUCCCGAAAAUUGACGUCGAUAACAACGUAGUGUACGAUCAGGUAGAUGCCUCGGGUAACCCUCUAAAGAUCACCAUGGACUCCCCAGUCAUCGAGACUUCUGCUCCUCCAAAACUACUAGCCGAAGUGGAAUCCAUCGAAGAAUGCACAGUGUUCAAGCUGCCUAAGAAAAAGAAGCACCCCGAAGACCUGGAGGUCUCCCCUCCUCCAAAGACCACCAAAAAGGUUACCGCCAAAACGAUCGAGUUGGAAACCGAUUCCCCCGCUCAGAAGAUCGAAGUCCUCAUCAUAGAUCUACCGGAGGCGAAGGUUGCAUCGCUGGAAGAACCGACAUGUAAACUCGAACAACCGAAGCCUUUGGCGGAGAAGAAACCGGAACCGCCGGAGAAAAAGGUACUCAGCAGUUUGGCCGAGCGGAAGAAGAUGCUGGAGCUACAGAAGAGAAUGGACCAGCUAGCGAAGCUUACCGAACGGAAGCUCCCCACUGAGACGAUUCCGUCGGUCGCUACCAUCGCGAAGAUGGACGAUACGAAGACUGAGACCAAGCAGGAGCCUGCUGCGGCGAAGAGCCAACCUAAGGAGGAGAUGAAACCAAUGGAAAAGACUGAGCCGAAGAAGACGUUGGACGCAAAGAAAGGCGAGAAAGACAUAGAAGUAGGUAAGAACGAGAUUCCGGAUUUGAAUCAGAAAGCGAUCUCCAUUAGCUCCAAGCAAGCACCAGAUUCUCCGAAGCUUCCAUUGAAAAAGUUAACCCAAGAGACGCGCGAACUCAGUCCGGUUCCGAAGCUUGCGGUGAAGAAGAAGGAUUCCAAUUUGGAAGCGACAAAUGGUGUAAAAAUCCUGAAACCUUCUGAAAAGAUCACUGAAGAUACGACCAAACCUCAGCUGGAAGCUUCUAAGAAAGCUUCAGCUGAGAGUGUAUCGAACGUCAUCGAUUCCCCGAAAGAUGCGUCGUCACCAAAGCUUCCCCUGAAGAAACUGACCCAAGAAAAGCGCGAGCAAAGUCCGGUUCCGAAAAAGAAAAUGGACGUCGGUAAAGUAGAAUCUACGGUUGAGAUCAACAAAAUACACGUCGGUAAAGUGGAUUCCGCGAAUGAGAUCAAGAAAAUUGACGCUGGUAAAGUGGAUUCUACGAAUAAGGUCAAGGGCGUAAAAACGGUUGAUAAGAUUAAUCUUGAUUCACCCAAACCGAAACAGGAAGAAGCGCAGAAGUUGGCGUCAGUGCAAGAUAAAGACGUUUCAUUACCAAAACCGUUUGUUGAUUCUAUCGCACAACCGCUGAAGAAGCCAGCUCAAGUAUCAUCAGACAUCGGUAAGACUUCAAAUACGGAAACGAAGCCUAAAAAGACCAGCAAAACAGUGCCUGACAUCGACGCAAAACAGAAGACCAUUGAAUCAACGAAAUCAACACAAGCAGACGCCAAUCUUCCUUCCGAUCCAGCCAAAGACCCUCCAAAACCCAAACAACUCCAAGACUCACCGAAGCUUCCGCUCAAGAAACCAAUUACCGAAACGCCUGAAGUCAGUCCGACCCCCAAACCAUCCGACGUAUUCAAAGUCCCGGAAGUCUGUCCAGCAUCCCCCCUCAAGAAGCCCAUCCCGAAGCAACUGCCCCCGGUUCCAGACCUCCCGAGUGACCUCACGCCACCACCAACACCUACCAAGCCACUCAAGAAGACGCCAGCCAUUGCUCAAGACCCGCCCCGGCCAGAAUCCCCCAAACCAAAGCUUCCCCAAGCCAAAGCCUCACACUCGGCUGCCGAAGCUGUACCGAAGUCCUCUGCUCCGGAACAGCUUCCCAAGGUGGCGGCGGCACCCCCAGUCGAAACCCCCAAACCGAAACCCCUCCUCAAACCAAUCGCCGUGCGCAAGAAGACCGCCACUCUGAAUCUCCCGCUCUCGCCAGAACAACAGGAAGAGGACUUCUGGAGCAACAUUGGAACACGGGAAACGAUUUCGUUCGCACGCCGCAAGCAGAACAUCGAGCGGCGCAACCAGAUGGUGCUGCUGAAGUUUGGCGAGCAGCCGGAAGAGGAGGAGGAGGAAGAGGACGAAGAGGAAGGCGAACGGCAGCCCGUGAAGACGACCUCGGCGAAUGUGAGCACCAAGGUAAUGACGUCACCGCCUGCGGCAGCUACGGAGAUGCCACAAUGGCCGAAGCCGACCGAAGAAGCGGUUGGUGUUGCGCGGAAGGCUUUCGAGGUGACACCGGUGAAGAUGGCAAACGGGAAGCUGGUUGGGACCGGGAAGGUUCCGGAGCAAGAGGAGAAGAAGGCGGCUGCCAAGGGUGAGGAUAAGCAGGGAGGGUUGGUGGAAUCGAAGGAAGCUGUGGAGGGAAAAUCUAAUGGGCCGCUGAAGGCUCCAAACCAAGUAGAUGAACCUAAAACAGGCUUGUUGGGUGUUAAGAAACCGCUUUUGAUGGAGGUUAAGGAACCACAGGACGAUAAGGCUCAAUCAAAGAACAAGGUUGAAGAACCGCCUAAGGUUGGUUUGCUCGGUCUCAAGAAAACCAUGCCAAUGGAGCCUAAAGCAACAAAGGAUCCGAUGAAGGCAACGGAAGAGCUCUUGAAGACCGGUUUAGCCAGUCUCAAAAAGACGUUAGAGGUUGCAUCAACGGAUGCUCCGAAAGAACCGUUGCAAACUAAGGAAUCGAAAGAAGAGCCAAAAGCAGGAUUCCUCGGGCUCAAGAAGAUUCAAGAAGCGAAAGAAUGUACACAGGAAAAAUCGAACACAAAACAAAACGUCGAAGAACCUACGGAAGCGAUAAUUGGUCUUAAAAAGACCGCAGCCACUGAAGCAAAGGAAACAGCUAGCGAGCAACAGGUUGAGCCAAAACUUAAUCCUUCAGAUCAAAUUAAGGCUCCAGCAGUGGAUUCCAAUAAAACGUCAAAGGUGACCGAUAGUCCAAAGGAAUCACCAAAGAAAGGGUUCCUCGGUCUCAAGAAAAAGACGCCAGAGGCGGAAAAGCCGGUGGACAGCCCGAAGAAGCUCUUGUCUCCAUCUCCACCGAAUUCUCCCAAAAAGCUAAUCAGCCAGAAACUCUCACCCAAAGAACUUGUCAAAUCCGUAGCACCAACGAUCGCUGCCGAGGCAGAGAAGAAACUGGCCCAGGUGCAGAAAACAUCCAAAGACUCUUCGCCAACCGAAGCGCAAACGGCACCCAAAGAAGCCGUCGUCAAGCCGGAAGUCACCCCGAAGGGGCAACAACCCGAGCCGCAGGCGGCCAUUGAACCUAAACCAACCGACGAUGGUACCGCAACCGAACCGAAAAAGACAAAGAUCGUGAAAAAAGUGAUUAAGGUGGUGAAACCAAAAGCCCCAGCGCAACCGGAUGCAGCCAAGGUCGAAGCCGAACAACGUCGUCUAGCGCAGGAAAAUGCCGAGAAGAUUAAAGUCAAAGUGAAUCAGAUUACGCUCAACAUGGGAGCGAAGCUCGACGUGGAAGUGAAGGAUUGUGCCAAGUGCCUGCAGGCGACGCUGAUCGAAACUAGCGAAAAGCUUCCUUCAACAAACAAACCGUCGAAGACGACGCCAUCAGCAACCGAAGCGGAUCCCAAAUCGGAUCAGCUGAAGCUGACGAAAAAUAAAUUCGGCGCAGUAUCUAAUUUAAGUAGUCUAUCAACGGUGACUCCUAAGAGUGAUCAAUCAGUUACCAAGCAGGUAUCGGCGGGCGCGGAUCAGCAAUCGAAGCAAUCGCCAGUGAAGAAUCGGUGCUCUUCCAGCAGCAGUAGCGAAGAAGAGGAAGGAACCGCGUCGGAAACUUCGUUUUCAGGUAUCGAGGACGACUGGUCAUCGGAGGAAGAGGAAAUGGCCAACGACAAAACGGAGAAGAAGAAGUUCGACCCGCAGAAGCGCGUCAAGCUGAGCUUCGAGCAGAUGCGCAAAUGUUACUCCAAGGAGGAGAAAUGUCCGAUCGUGUUGGUGGCACGUCCGAGGCCUCUGUGGAAGGUGAAGCGGCACGGACACAGGCACAACCGCCAUGCGGAUUUGACCAGCAGCAGCAGUGGCAGCGAGGACGAGUCCGGCUCUGCCACGGAUCAGACCUCGUCGGAGACUGCGUCCACCGUGGACGCCUCGUCCGAUCUGAACACCGACAGCAGCAUCAACAGCAGCCGUGGACCCAACAACAAGAAGAAGCAAGUGAAAUCCGGUAGCAAAACCAGUGAUGUCGGUAGUGAUAUUUACGAUAAUCCGAUGGUGAUCCCGUUGCAUUCGGAGCCCAAGGGCACCGCCUCCGUGCAGCGGGAUGAAAAUAACAACGACAGUGGCCAGCUUCCCAACGAGGAAGACGGCGAAAAUGACAAAAACGCCGGAAAUCACGAGAUUCGCAGUACCAGCACCAGCAGCCACGAUUCGGGCUUCUACGGCGGAGGAACGGCACCGAUCAGCCCCAAGAAGGCCAUGGAAACAUCCUACACGUAUGCACAAUUUCAGAAGACGGGUAAACUCACGGCUCCGGCAACGGUGAUACCCCGUUUUAGGAAAUACAACGUUGACGAUUUCCAUUUUUUGACUGUGUUAGGAAAGGGUAGUUUUGGAAAGGUAUUUUUAGCUGAGCUAAGGAACACAGAGUACUAUUACGCGGUGAAGUGCCUGAAGAAGGACGUCGUCCUGGAGGAUGACGACGUGGACUGCACGCUGAUCGAGCGGAAGGUGCUGGCCCUCGGCACGAAGCAUCCCUUCCUGUGCCACCUGUUUUGCACGUUUCAAACAGAUAGCCAUUUAUUCUUUGUCAUGGAGUACCUGAACGGGGGUGAUUUGAUGUUCCACAUACAGCAGAGCGGACGGUUCCAGGAAGCGCGGGCAAAGUUCUACGCCGCCGAAAUCGUGUCCGGACUGAAGUUCCUGCACAGGAAGGGUAUUGUUUAUCGGGAUCUGAAGCUGGACAACGUGCUGCUGGACUACGACGGCCACGUGCGGAUAGCGGACUUUGGCAUGUGCAAGCUGGAGAUCUACCUGGACCGGUUGGCGGACAGUUUCUGCGGCACACCGGAUUACAUGGCGCCUGAAAUCAUCAAAGGUCAGAAAUACAACCAAGCCGUCGAUUGGUGGUCGUUCGGUGUGCUGGUGUACGAGAUGCUCGUCGGCCAGUCACCCUUCAGUGGUUGUGACGAGGACGAGCUGUUCUGGUCCAUAUGCAACGAGAUUCCAUGGUUCCCGCACUUCCUGUCGAAGGACGCCCUCAAGCUGCUGCAAUCGCUGCUGGAGAAGGACGCCACGAUACGGUUAGGCUGCUUCAACACGAUGGACGAAGACAGCGACAUAAAGUACCAUCCGUUCUUCGAAAGCAUUGACUGGCAGAAGCUGGAGAGACGAGGCCUGGAGCCGCCGUUCAAGCCACAAGUGCGACAUCCUCUGGACACGCAGUAUUUCGACAAGCAGUUCACACGGGAGCGGGCGCGCCUCACGCCGAUCGACCGCAACAUUCUGGCCUCAAUGAACCAGGGACAGUUCGAGGGCUUCACCUACACCAACCCGAACAACACUUUAACGAAAUUGCGGAAAAAGAAAGCGAAGAAAGAGAAGAAACUAUAUUUUUGUCCUCAAUGUGGUGAUAUUAAAGUAACGUAUAAUGUAUUUUAGUGCGACAAAGGUGGAAAAGGUGAGAGAGGUGUUUCCCCGAACGAUUCCCCACACCACCUUUCGAUUUAGCAGUUAGAGUUGUACUGUUUUGUUCUUUUGUGAUGUGCAAAGCGAAGUCGUUUAUUUUUUAUUUUGAUUUACAAGUUGUGUAUAAACCUAGAUAAAAAAUGUCAAUUUAAGAACGCUUUUUUUGAAAAAUAAAACUUAUUUUUACUGUCGCUUGCUAUUUCUUUGAAUAGAAUGACUUAAACUGACGGUAGUGUUACGAUGUACAGUACUCAACGAUGGACAUCGAAGUAAUCGUUGACUUUUUGACACCACGUGUUUGACAACACUUGAUAUAAUUACGGGGCUAACUUUUUAUGGAAUCCAACUACAAAAAUCGCUCAUUUUCCCCAUUCGGAAAACUUUUUGACUAACGUGACCAUCCAACCAUUUGAGUGACUGACGCAUGACUGUGAACCUGUGACCUGUCAAUGUCUGUAAACCGUCCAGUUGACACUGAACAAGCGUAAACCUAAUGCAAUUUUCUAUCCACCACACGAUCCUGACAUCCAACUCAGGACCCCAGAAGUUACGUACCACCCGAUACGACAAGCGGUAAUGGCGGCCAGUCGAGCCGUCUACCACGGUUUCCGCCGACCAUAUUACUACUGACAGAACCGAAAGUGACACCCCUACCGGCGUGUUGCGAAAACACUCACACAGCGACAGCAAGAGACACACAAGCACCUGCUUUGAUUUUUGUUUUUGAUUUUGAUCACAUUUUCUCUUCGAAAAAUAAAAGAAAAUGGCGACGGUGCCGGUAUUUUUGACGUAUAUCGCGAGUUUUUUUCCUUCUUGACGAAAAACAAAACAAAACGAGCUAGUGCCGACCCUUUACGUAAAUACCCGAUGAAAGAAAUCGACGAUUUCCACUGUUGGAAGGACGCACCCUAAUGAUGUAUAUCUUCCUCGCUGUAUACCAAAACAAAAUAGAAUAAUAAGCAAAACAUACAAACGACUCUCUCUCCUUUGUAGGUUUAGGUUGAAUUAUUUAUU
Molecule: messenger RNA, 8180 nt
Organism: Aedes aegypti (yellow fever mosquito)
Lineage: Eukaryota; Metazoa; Arthropoda; Insecta; Diptera; Culicidae
Product: titin
Exons: 10
Coding region: 393-7139 (2248 amino acids)
Biological process (GO): protein phosphorylation
Molecular function (GO): protein serine/threonine kinase activity; ATP binding
Source: RefSeq, a predicted model, not a curated record